ACACCAGAUGAAGCAUCUCGAGGUUUCGUGCAACCAUCGUUGUCGUUUAUGCCAAGGGCGAAGUCCUUUUCGGAUACGGUCGAUCAGAAUGACAAUUCGCCUUUCUGUAAUGAAGAAUGUCAAGUGAUAAAGAAGACGCUCGAGGAUGCUCUCGAAAAACGGCGCCGAACUAAACCGCUCGCACGUGCACCUGCAGAUCUAGGGAUAUUGUUCAAGGACACCGGUCCAAUGGAAGUCGAUGAAGGUCGUACCAAGAAUAACGGAAGAUGUGCCCUUGAGACAUUCGUGCCGCUUGGGAACUGUACGGAACCAGGUGAUGAGGUGUCGUGGGCGCACGAGCAGCUCUGCUCAAGUAGGUUGUAA
Molecule: messenger RNA, 363 nt
Organism: Haemonchus placei
Lineage: Eukaryota; Metazoa; Nematoda; Chromadorea; Rhabditida; Trichostrongylidae
Source: the annotation of a GenBank genome assembly